This is a messenger RNA of Sphenostylis stenocarpa, 999 nucleotides long. Lineage: Eukaryota; Viridiplantae; Streptophyta; Magnoliopsida; Fabales; Fabaceae. The record is from the annotation of a GenBank genome assembly.
AUGUCAUUGCUUCUUGCACGCCAUACUCUACAGAAUGUCAUCAGAGAAUACCUUAAAUUAACAAUUUGUGUGCAGGUCACUUUGGACUAUGCUGAUCAAAGAGCUGAAGCUAUUCCCCAAUCCACCGGAUCACCAACUUGGACUAUUCAUGUGUCAGAUAUAAGAACAGUUAAGGUUAGCAACAUAUCACUGGUUACUUCCAAGAUGGAUAUUCUAGAAUUCUUUUCAUUCUCAGGUGAUAUUCGGUAUAUUGAGAUGCAAAGGGAAAGUGACCGCACUCAGGUGGCUUAUGUUACAUUUAAGGAUACACAGGGAGCAGACACAGCAGUUCUAUUAACGGGUUCAAAGAUAGGUGAUCUAUAUGUCACCAUAACGCCUGUGGAGAAGUAUCAGCUGCCUCCUGAUGUUCUUCCGGCAAGUCCGACAAAUCAAAGUGCCGAUGCAGUAAAGAAGGCUGAAGAUGUAAUGAGCACCAUGCUUGCUAAGGGUUUCAUUUUAGGAAAGGAUGCUAUCAACAAGGCAAAAUCCUUUGAUGAGCGUCACCAGUUGAGCUCAAAUGCAUCUUCCACAGUUGCUUCCAUUGAUCGUAGAAUGGGUUUCAGUGACAAAUUAAGUAUUGGAACAGCUAUUGUGAAUGGAAAGGUGAGAGAGAUGGAUGAAAAGUAUCAGCUUUCUGAAAUGACAAAGUCUGCUAUUGCCACUGCAGAACAAAAGGCAAGCAGUGCUGGAUCUGCUAUCAUGAGCAAUCCUUAUGUAUUAACUGGGGCUUCAUGGGUGUCUAGUGCCUUCACUGCUAUAGCAAAGGCAGCCGGGGAUGUCAGCACGAUGACAAAGGAGAAGGUUGAACAGGCUGAGGUAGAAAGGAACGGGAUCAUUUAUAAUGAAAGGAAAUGGCCUGAAGAUGAAUUUUCAAAGAAACACUUUGAGGAUGCUUCAGACAUGGGCCCUGCAAUAGUUCCUGUUAAUUCACAUGAUGACCAUAAGCUGGAAAUCAUAUAA